Messenger RNA from Eimeria necatrix, 4017 nucleotides. Its product is annotated as Chromosome III, complete sequence, related. The record is from RefSeq and is a predicted model, not a curated record. Gene Ontology annotation, biological process: protein deubiquitination. The transcript is spliced from 11 exons. NCBI's taxonomy places the organism in Eukaryota, Apicomplexa, Conoidasida, Eucoccidiorida, Eimeriidae. Gene Ontology annotation, cellular component: cytosol; nucleus. Gene Ontology annotation, molecular function: cysteine-type deubiquitinase activity; cysteine-type endopeptidase activity. The coding region runs from base 1 to 4017 and encodes 1338 amino acids.
AUGCAACAGCCUACAGACUGCAAGGGGCUUUCUCAUGAGGUGCCUCAUGAAGCGCUGACAGCGUUUCCGCAGCCGCUGCGGCCUUCCCUCUGCCCCACGCCGCAGCAGCAACCGCAACAGCAGCAGCUGCUGCUGCUGCUGCAACAACAGCAGCAGCGUCUCGCUGCGACAGGGGAGGCCUUGAGGGAGCCCAUGCUCGCUGCAGUCCCAGCCCCUCUCCCCGUGCCUUCUCUUGUGACACAAGGUGCCUUCUCCCUGUCGCUGCAAGGGCAGCAGCAGCAACAGCAGCAGCAGCAGCCACAACAGCAGCAGCCGCUUCUGCUGUUACUUCCUGGAGCAGGAUGCCACGACGCCUCUGGUCCUCAGGCGAGCCCUCUUUGGGGCCCAUCGGAGGCCCAUCGGGAGCUGCCACAGGGGGCCCCCACCCAGGCGUUUGCGACUCCAGAAACCUGUGGAAGCAGCAGCAGUGGUAGUAGCAGCAGCAGCAGUAGCAGCAGCGUCAGCAGCAACAACACAAUGGCGCCGCUGCUGCCAGUGAAGGCUCCACCGGAAUUCGAAGCAGCAUGCAACCCCCCCCCACUUGUCAGAGCCCAGGACUCGUUUCCGGCGAAUCCUUGGAACCCCCUGGCUCCCCAUAAUUUGUCUUCUGCUGCAGCUGUAGCUGCUUCCGCUGCAGCAUGUCCAUCACCAGCUACUGUGUCUCUGGCUGAAGGGAUCCCUGAGGCCACACAAAGGCCUCAGCAAAGCAGUGUGGCUUCUCAGGAGGCUGAGCCAAGCCAUUCUCGCGAGACCCUGAUCCAGCAACCGCAGCGUGAGCAGCAGUCGCUGCUGCAGCAGCUGCAUCAGAGUGAGCAACUGCAGCAGCAGCUGUUGCGUAGUUUGCAGCAGCAGCAGCAGCAACAGCAACGAUGGAGGCAUCUGCUCGAAGCUUGCCAGGGGCCUCCCCUGGGAAGCCCCAUCUCAGUUCUGUCCGCUUCAGCCAGCCCCGCAUCGUUUCCCGCUGCUGUCGCCCACUUCCCAGCUGUGCUGCCUUUCCAGCAGCAGCAGCAGCAGCAGCUUCUGCAGCGGCAGCUUCCUCAAACGGGCAUUGUCGCCAGCAUGCACCCCACAGGCUUGGUUUGUGAGAAAAGCACUUCACCAGCACCAGCUCAGCAGCAACAGCAGCAGCAACAGCUUCCCUCAGAUCAAGGAUGGGUCAACGCAAUGCCUCCAGUGGGAAGCCGGGCAAAUACGACGUGGCCCAACUUCUACAGCAGCAACCACGAAGGGUUAGGGGCUCGUUCCCAGCCUCCAGCUGAUGCUCGUGCAGCGGCACCAGCUGUGUGGACGCAGGAGAGCGCCGCGACAAAACUGUGGUCUAAUACCAUUCCGAAAAGUUCGCCUCUACAGCAUUUGAACCAUCAGAUGGCUCACCCGACGGGCCCUUUGGAGCCGUCUCGUGUGCCUGCUGCGGGUCUUUUGAGCAGUGGGGCCCCGACAAACCUCCUGCAGCCUCCGACUGGUGAUUGGCAGAGAGGCAUUGCAGGCGGGGCCACAGAACUUCACCCUGCUAAUACCGCUGCGUCCGCGUCAGUAGCAGCAACAGAAGCAGCAGCAGCAGCACCAUCUGGAGCAAUAGCAGAAACGACAGGAGCCGAGGCGACAGACCUGCCGGUGGGCGAAGACAGCGUAGGACCACAAAUCGCAGCUCCCCUUGGAAUUCGGUACUCCAAAGGGGGCCCUUACGUGCGUUCUAAGGAAGGAGUUUCCUCCCGACGUCGUGGGGGUCGGCGGGUUUGCGGCAAGCGGGGCGCCCAGUUGUUCGAGCCCAAGCCUACAGCUGCUGCGCGCCCUGAGGCAAAGUCUGGUGGCCUACUUGGCAGCAGCCGCAGUCCUUCAGUAGCGCGAACGGCUGCGUGCUCUGUGCUGGGAUUUGGCGCUGUGAUGCCACCUCAGACAAGACUGGCAACUGCUCCGGCAAUUGGUUUAAUCAACCUUGGGGGAGGCAGCUGUUUCCUAAACGUGGUCCUGCAGUACCUGGCGCAUGUGCAGCCUCUGAGGGACUUCUACCUAAACUACGCGACAAUGCUUCCAUCCUUGGACCUUCUGGGAAGCCAGUACGAAGCCUACACAAGCUAUCUCGAAACCUCGAGGCAGCACGUGAGGAGAUUAAAGAGGGGUCCUCACCAUCUCAUCCAGACGCCUACGUACACUACUUCUGUUACUUGGGAGCUUGCAGUGGUAAUCAACCAUAUGUGGAGGUCCCCCAGCAGCGUCCGCUUCAUCAAGCCUGAAGCCCUGUAUCAGGUUUGCUGUCGUAUUAUGCCCGACUUUGACCCUCGUGAGAUGCAAGACAGCGAUGAGUUUCUGCGGCUCCUUCUGGACUUCCUAGACGGUGAACUGCGUGCAGCCGCUACAGGCGUCCCUUUGCAGAAGGCGCUGAUGCUGCAGGCGAUGCCCCGAAGAUUAGAUACCUGCCCCCCAUUCUCUCAAGGGUUUGGCCAGUCACAGGGGCCAGCCUGCCCCUUACCUGCGCCCCAUCCUGGACUUAAAGAAUUAAAGGAUGAUGUUAAGGAGGCGAAGAUGCAAGGAGACACGAAUACUAGCAAUGAGCUCGGCACGUCCGGAGCAGGAUGGAACGGCACCUCAGCAAAAGACGACGAGCCGCCGGCUUGUGGAGACCUGCCGACUCUUUUCUCCGUUUUUUUUGAGGGGGCAGAAGUGGAUAAAGUUAGGUGCACGAAUUGCGGCAGGUGCACGUCCACCUUAGUGCCGUUUAAGAGUCUGGCAGUGGCGAUGACGCGAGAGGCCCAAGAAGAGUCUUGUCAGCAUGCAAGUUUGAGACUAAAGCCUUCUUCUUUUCUCCACUUGCUCUCAAAAGUCAGUCUCGUGGAAUGUCUCGACAGACACUUCGCGGACGACUGCGAAUCACUGAAGCUCUCGUCCGGAGAAGGGUACUUCUGCGAGCACUGUGAUUCCAAGCAAGACGCAGUAAAAAGCUGCGCUUUAGUCGAGGGCCACUUGCCGUUUGUGCUAUGCUUGACACUUAAAAGAUUCGUUCGCGGUAGACAGACUUACAAGAUAUGGAAUCCCGUACAGUUCGGCGAGUACGUUGACCUGGCCAGCUACGUCGAACGCUCAAAUGCUGGUGCUGCUACUGCUGAAGCAGCAGCUUUUCCAAACGCAGAUCAAACGGCGGUGGCUGAGUCUGCCCAAGCAACGGCCAUGUCGGUUCCCACGCCUGGCUUUGAAGGUGUGGAUGGAGCAAGAUAUACGCUUGCCUCAGAAAAAGGGAAAGGUUUCCCAGGCGUGUCCUCCAAGGCUUCCACCGCAGUGGAUGCAUUUGAGGCAGAACUCAUCGAACGCAGUGAAUCGCGAGAAGGGCUGUUUCCGUCUCCGGCCCCGUGUAGUGUUGCUGUUGGGUCAGGAGAGCCAGUUGAAACUCGACAAGCACAGACGGCGGGAGAGGACGAAUGCCGGCCAACUGAUGCAGACAGGCAGCCCCGAUCUCAUUCAGGUGCAGGUGGAUCAUCUGCAUCCCCUGCCCUCUCCUCAGGUUACGGAUAUAAGCUUGUGGCAUUGGUGGAGCACGAAGGUCCCGCUACGGAGCAGGGACACUACGUGUGUUACAUCAAGCACAUGGACUCAGACUCAUGGUUUCGCGCUGAUGACAAGGUAGUGGAGCCUGUCGACCUGCAAAGAGUUCUUGCAGCAUCGCCUUACAUUCUGUUCUACCAGCGCCUUCCAGGGUCUCCUGAAGGAGACAGCGAUCCCGCAAAAGGACCGUCAAGGGGAGCAGAGGGGUCUGAGCCACAGGCAGAAGCUGAUGCUGUUAACUUGCCUAGGUUCAAGAAAGGUUUUGCGGGACUCAAAGAACAGCUCGCCAUCGCCAACAGCCUUAGCAAAGGCCAGUGGCCGCAGUGGCAAGACCUAAUCGGCCGGAAGUUUGGACACGACGCAGCGCCCAGCACAGGUGACAAGCCAAGGAUUUCUGGUGUUGAAAUGGACCAUGCAGCGUCUUGGGACUCAGGUUCCUAA